UCACUGGUGAACCCAGGAGAAAUGUGUGGCACGCUUGCUGCUCAAUCGAUCAGUGAAUCGGCUAUGCAGAUGACCCUCAAUAUGUUCCAUUAUGCCGGUGUCUCCAGUAAGAAUGUGACACUUGGUGUCCCGCGUCUGAAGGAGAUUAUCAACAUUGCCACCAAAAUCAAAACACCCUCCCUCACUGUCUACCUCGAGCCUGACAUUGCUGAAGAGAGUCUG
Molecule: messenger RNA, 222 nt
Organism: Suillus bovinus
Lineage: Eukaryota; Fungi; Basidiomycota; Agaricomycetes; Boletales; Suillaceae
Exons: 1
Biological process (GO): DNA-templated transcription
Cellular component (GO): RNA polymerase II, core complex
Molecular function (GO): DNA binding
Source: RefSeq, a predicted model, not a curated record